UUCCCAACCCCUCCCCAACCUAGGUGAAGCUAUAAAGGCCCCUGCAGCUAUUCCAUGAUAACACAAGAGGCAACAACAUCGCAUGGAGGAAGCUUAAGGAGCCCAGGUGUCCAGUCUGCGACCUCCAAGCUCAAGAUUCUUUCCAAGAACAUAUACUUAGGAUACCCAACCUCCUGGAAGCUCCAGCCUUUAUCUCUUCACCCUGAACUCUCCUUUCUCAAGAAUCCUGUUCUUUGCCUUCUAGGUCUUGGCCACAUCUGGAAUCCAAGCAUCUUGUUUUUCAGCUACAAAGACGCAGAUUAAGAUGCAGAAAAGAAACAUUCCCUUUAUGUAUUGGUUACUGUUGCAUCUCCUACUUUUAGAAUAUGGGCCACACCCAACUUCCAGUGUGGUCAUGGCCAACCCUAGAUCCAUGGCAAUCUCCACUGAGACUAGCACAGCCUUCAACACUGCAUCCAGCACAGCCUCCAGCACUGGAUCCAACAUGACCCCCAGUGGGUCCAGCAUGACUUCCAACACUGCACCCAGCGUGACCCCCAGUGGUUCCAGUAUAACCUCCAACACUGGAUCCAGCUCGACCUCUGGAGGAUCUAGCACAGCCUUCAGCACUGGAUCCAGCAUGACUUCCAACGCUGCAUCCAGUGUGACCCCCAGUGGUUCCAGUAUAACCUCCAACACUGGAUCCAGCUCGACCUCUGGAGGAUCUAGCACAGCCUUCAGCACUGGAUCCAGCAUGACUUCCAACACUGCAUCCAGCGUGACCCCCAGUGGUUCCAGUAUAACCUCCAACACUGGAUCCAGCUCGACCUCUGGAGGAUCUAGCACAGCCUUCAGCACUGGAUCCAGCAUGACUUCCAACACUGCAUCCAGCGUGACCCCCAGUGGUUCCAGUAUAACCUCCAACACUGGAUCCAGCUCGACCUCUAGAGGAUCUAGCACAGCCUUCAGCACUGGAUCCAGCAUGACUUCCAACACUGCAUCCAGCGUGACCCCCAGUGGUUCCAGUAUAACCUCCAACACUGGAUCCAGCUCGACCUCUGGAGGAUCUAGCACAGCCUUCAGCACUGGAUCCAGCAUGACUUCCCGCUGCAUCCAGCGUGACCCCAGUGGUUCCAGUAUAACCUCCAACACUGGAUCCAGCUCGACCUCUGGAGGAUCUAGCACAGCCUUCAGCACUGGAUCCAGCAUGACUUCCAACGCUGCAUCCAGCGUGACCCCCAGUGGUUCCAGUAUAACCUCCAACACUGGAUCCAGCUCGACCUCUGGAGGAUCUAGCACAGCCUUCAGCACUGGAUCCAGCAUGACUUCCAACGCUGCAUCCAGCGUGACCCCCAGUGGUUCCAGUAUAACCUCCAACACUGGAUCCAGCUCGACCUCUGGAGGAUCUAGCACAGCCUUCAGCACUGGAUCCAGCAUGACUUCCAACGCUGCAUCCAGCGUGACCCCCAGUGGUUCCAGUAUAACCUCCAACACUGGAUCCAGCGUGACCUCUGGAGGAUCUAGCACAGCCUUCAGCACUGGAUCCAGCAUGACUUCCAACGCUGCAUCCAGCGUGACCCCCAGUGGUUCCAGUAUAACCUCCAACACUGGAUCCAGCUCGACCUCUGGAGGGACUAUUACACCUGUCAACACUGGAACCAGCACAAUCUCUGGUGAGACCAGCACACCUGCCAAUACUGGUUCCAGUAUGACCUCCAGUGAAACAAGCACAACCUCCAGUACUGGAUCCAGUACAACCUCCAGUGGGACUAGCACAGCUGGAUCCACUGCAACCACAGGAUACUCUGGUACACCCUUUUCAACUGGAACACACACAACUUCCAACAGAACCAGCACAAGUGCUAGUACUCCAGUGAGUGAAGCGAAGCCCAGUGGGUCCCUGAAGCCAUGGGAAAUCUUCCUCAUCACUCUGGUCUCGGUUGUAGUGGCUGUGGGCUUCUUUGUUGGGAUCUUCUUCUGCGUGAGAAAGUCUCUGUCCCCAAGAAAUGACUUUAACACCGCUGUCUACCACCCCCAUGGCCCCAACCUUGGCCUAGGCCCUGGAGGGAAUCACGGAGUCCAUCACAGUUCUGGGUGGAGCCCUAACUGGUUCUGGAGGGGGCCAACAUCCUCAGUAGCCAUGGAGAUGAGAGGGGGCUACAAUAGGCCCUGAAAGCCACAUUCCUCACAGAGGAAACCAUCCUGGGGGACCAGAAAUCUCAGUGUCCUUUCAUUUGUCCUCAGGGACCCCUCCCAGAUUUGUUUGGGUCUCUGCCAGCCCUGGGGAAGAUACUUCCUCCCUCCCUCUUGCUUUUGCCGGAUCCUGGAAAGACAAGAAUGUUAGUCAUUUACCUAUGAAUAAACACUAUACAAAACACUAA
Molecule: messenger RNA, 2360 nt
Organism: Sus scrofa (pig)
Lineage: Eukaryota; Metazoa; Chordata; Mammalia; Artiodactyla; Suidae
Gene: MUC21
Product: mucin 21, cell surface associated
Source: RefSeq, a predicted model, not a curated record